UACCGCGAACAGAACCCGUGGCAUGAUCAGCCCAAGGACAGGCCGCUGUUUAGCCUGGGCGAGCCGCUGCCUCGGAUUGCGUCUCAACGAAAACACAACCAGGAGAAGACCCAAGGUGAACUAGACUCGGAGGGUUCAGACGAGACGCUCUCGGAGCCGCCGCAGAAGACGACAACCCAAUCGCAAAGACGCCAGCUGGGCGAGCAGGACGAGGGGACCGACAUGGCACGACGGUUCCAGAUUGACGCCGACACAGUGGGUGGCCAGCGAGAAGGCGACGCCGUGGAGGACGGGCGCGUGGACCCGAAUGCGAUGCGCAACAAGUGGGCUCGGAUCCGCGCCAAGUACCCAGAGCCGCUCGCAGAGUUCCUCUGCACGGCGAUGAGCGUGUUCCUGGGCCUCACGGGCACGCUGAGCGUCAACCUGUCGCAGAACCAGUCGCAGCAGUACGGGUCGUACGAGACGGCGUGCUGGGCGUGGGGGCUGGCGUUCAUGUUUGGCAUCUACCUGGGCGGCGGCGUGUCGGGCGCGCACAUGAACCCGGCCAUCUCCAUCUCGCUGUCCGUCUUCCGGGGUUUUCCCUGGCGGCGCUGCUGUCUCUACAUUGCAGUCCAGACCGUCGCGGCGUUGGCCGGUGGCGCGCUCGCGUACGCGCUCUACGCCGACGCCAUCCGCAACGUCGACCCGGCCCUGACCGAGACGUACACGAGCUUCUUCACCGUGCCGAAGCCGUGGGUCUCGCCGGCCACGGCCUUCUUCACCGAGUUUCUGUGCGGCGCCGUCAUCAUGAUCGCGGUGCUGUCGCUCGGCGACGACCAGAACAACCCGCCCGGCGCGGGCAUGCACGCCUUCAUCCUCGGCCUGCUGGUGACGGUGCUCAAGAUGACGCUGGGGUAUAACACGGGCGCGGCCCUCAGCCCGGCGUCGGACCUGGGCCCGCGGCUGGUGGCGUAUGCUGCUGGGUACAGGAUCGAGGCGCUGUGGGCGAGCGGCUGGUGGUUCUAUGGGCCCUGGGCGGGCACUGUGUCCGGGGCCGUUAUUGGGUGCUGUCUGUAUGAUGCGGUGGUGUUUGUGGGGAGUGAGUCGCCUAUCAACUAUCGGUGGUCAGAGGAGAAGCAUGUCUGG
This is a messenger RNA of Cryphonectria parasitica EP155, 1125 nucleotides long. RefSeq lists its product as uncharacterized. Gene Ontology annotation, biological process: water transport; glycerol transmembrane transport. The annotation marks the transcript as partial. Gene Ontology annotation, molecular function: glycerol channel activity; water channel activity. The record is from RefSeq and is a predicted model, not a curated record. The transcript is spliced from 2 exons. Gene Ontology annotation, cellular component: plasma membrane. NCBI's taxonomy places the organism in Eukaryota, Fungi, Ascomycota, Sordariomycetes, Diaporthales, Cryphonectriaceae.